AUGGACACUGUCUUGGAAGUUAGCAUCAAGUCCCAACAGUUUGGGACUUUUCUCAGCCUUGAUGGCACUGGCGUGAGCACUUCCAACGCCAACGGAGUUGGCGCCGCUGCCGCCCAGACAUACACCGGGCCAUGGGAGCAUCUCCAAAUCGAGAACCAUGCCAAUGGCACUUUUUCAAUCCUGUCGUCCAACUUUCCAGGAAGUUACCUCCGCCUUGACGGAAGCAACCUGAAGGCGCCCAAGUCAGAUGGUGGCGGUGUAGCCAAUUGCCAGUUCUACACUGCGGAGCCAGCCGGUGGCUACGAGGUCUUCAAAUUCCACAACCAGUCAGAUGGCUCCAAGACAAUUGAAAGCCUUGCGUUUCCAGGCGUGUUCCUCCGAAUGGAUGGUAAUUCGCAGAAGCGUUCGGAUGGGUUGAUCGGUGUCGUGAAUGGACAGUGGGGCGCUGGACCUUGGGAAAGGUUUAUUGUGACGGCUCUCUAG
Messenger RNA from Akanthomyces muscarius, 483 nucleotides. RefSeq lists its product as uncharacterized. Gene Ontology annotation, molecular function: alpha-L-arabinofuranosidase activity. NCBI's taxonomy places the organism in Eukaryota, Fungi, Ascomycota, Sordariomycetes, Hypocreales, Cordycipitaceae. Gene Ontology annotation, biological process: L-arabinose metabolic process. The coding region runs from base 1 to 483 and encodes 160 amino acids. The record is from RefSeq and is a predicted model, not a curated record. The transcript has a single exon.